AUGGAGACGAACUACAGAGAAACACUGCAGAGGGACUUUGAUGCAUUUGAUAUAUCUGAAGAGCUGGGAUUUAUCCUUGAGGAGCCACUGACUCACCUUCCAGACUAUUAUCGAGUGUGGAUCGACUUGGCAAAUAAUCUGACACAUUUAAUAGAGUCACGGAAGCUCCGAGACCUGGUUCAUAAGAUGCCAGUUUUGAGUCCCCAUCAUUUGAACAGUCACCGGGAGCUCAGGCUGGCCCACCUGGCCCUGGGGUUCAUCAGCAUGGGGUACGUGUGGCAGGAGGGGCGGCAUGCACCUGCUCAGAGCCUGCCCAAAGCACUGGCCUGGCCUUUCUGGAACGUGUCUCGCAGACUUGGUCUUCCGCCCAUUUUGACCUAUUCAGAUUCAGUUUUAGCCAACUGGAAGUUGAGGGACUCCACAGGGGAAAUGGAAAUUGGGAACAUGGAUGUGAUAUUUUCUUUCCCUGGAGAGGAGAGUUGCAGGGGAUUUUUUAUGGUGUCGUUGUUGGUGGAGAUGGCGGCUAGUUCAGGCAUAACAGGGGCCCUGGAGGUGAUGCACGCCAUGAAAAUCUCCGACCUUAUCGGCGUACAGAAAGGUCUAAUCAAAGUAACGCAGUCUUUGAAGAAGAUGAAGGAAACGUUUCAUCUCAUGCACCAUCAUGUGGAGCCGACCGCAUUCCACGGAACGAUGAGAAUUUUCGUCUCAGGGUGGCGAGAUAACCCAAUGCUUCCAAGGGGGCUGUUGUAUGAAGGAGUUAGCAAUGAGCCAAUUUUACUAUCAGGUGGAAGUGCAGCCCAGAGUUCAUCCGUUCAGUGCUUUGAUGCCUUGUUAUGCAUCCAACAUAAGGGUGAGACAGGAGACUUCCUGACACGCAUGAGAGAUUACAUGCCUCCUGCCCACCGCCAGCUGAUAGAAACUCUGUCCGUCGGUCUGUCGCUGCGCGACUUCAUCAUUACAUCCUCCAGCUCUGACCUCUGCCAGGCCUACAACUCCUGUGUCUCUGCGCUGGUGGACUUACGGAACUAUCACCUCAAUGCUGUGGCCAAGUAUGUGAUUGUACCCGGCAACCGUGCCCGAUCCAUGGGCUGCCCUCUCAGAGGCGUGGGCUCUGCGCUCAACACCACUGGGACCGGUGGGUCCAAGCUUAUGGUCUUCCUCAAGAGCGUUCGUAACACCACCCAAGAAGCACUGAUCUUAGAGCGACCAACAACCUCGAGAGAAACUGAAAUGUAA
Nematolebias whitei (Rio pearlfish) is the source of this 1236-nucleotide messenger RNA. Its product is annotated as indoleamine 2,3-dioxygenase 2-like. Gene Ontology annotation, cellular component: cytoplasm. Gene Ontology annotation, biological process: 'de novo' NAD+ biosynthetic process from L-tryptophan. The record is from RefSeq and is a predicted model, not a curated record. Gene Ontology annotation, molecular function: metal ion binding; indoleamine 2,3-dioxygenase activity; L-tryptophan 2,3-dioxygenase activity. The coding region runs from base 1 to 1236 and encodes 411 amino acids. NCBI's taxonomy places the organism in Eukaryota, Metazoa, Chordata, Actinopteri, Cyprinodontiformes, Rivulidae. The transcript has 10 exons.